UUUGGGUUUUGAGUGUUGAUUUUUUUACUGGGAAGCUAAAAGCUCCAAUGAUGACUCCUCUCGCUCGCUCGCUCGAGAGCUCGGUUUUAAGAUCCUCAAUCCAAGGAAAGGUUCUGAGCAAAAGCAAAAUUUAAUCGCACUUUCUUCUCGAAAUGCGUCUUGAAUCACCCGAGAAACGUGUUUCCUGAGCAAAGUUUACAGCUUUCUUUUGAUUUCUGUGCACAUCAUUACCAAUACUGAAUUUUUCAAAAGAUUUAUAAAAUCUCAAAUCACUCUUCUUCCCCAAUGGAGGUUCAAGCUGAGAUGGAGCCUAGCUCGUCCAUUAGUUUAGUCGCAGCUGUUUCAUAUGGCAUUGCUUCUAUGGCAAUGGUUUUUAUCAACAAGGCUGUGAUUAUGCAGUAUCCACAUUCCAUGACUGUUCUUACCCUCCAGCAAUUGGCUACUUCUUUGCUUAUACACUUUGGCAGACGAAUGGGAUACACAAGAGCCAAAGGAAUCGAUUUGGCCACUGCCAAAAAGCUACUCCCGGUUUCUAUCUUCUACAAUGCUAAUGUUGCAUUUGCUCUUGCAAGCUUGAAAGGAGUUAAUAUUCCAAUGUAUAUCGCCAUUAAGAGACUCACUCCACUCGCUGUUUUGAUUGCCGGGGUUCUGUUUGGUAAAGGCAGACCAACAACUCAGGUUGCUCUAUCUGUACUAUUGACCGCUGCAGGUUGUGUAAUUGCAGCUCUUGGAGAUUUUUCUUUUGAUCUUUUCGGGUAUGGUUUGGCUUUAACCUCUGUCUUUUUCCAGACCAUGUACCUUGUGCUGGUUGAGAAGUCUGGUGCAGAAGACGGGCUUACAUCGAUCGAGAUAAUGUUUUAUAACAGCUUCCUUUCUCUCCCAUUUUUGUCCUUCCUCAUCGUAGUUACCGGCGAAUUCCCAAACUCUCUGUCGCUUUUACUUGCAAAGUGUUCUUAUUUGCCGUUCUUGGUGAUUCUCAUUCUUUCACUGGUUAUGGGCAUUGUCCUCAACUUCACCAUGUUUCUUUGCACCAUUGUGAACUCUGCUUUAACAACAACUAUCGUUGGUGUCCUCAAAGGCGUUGGUUCCACUACGCUCGGUUUUGUCCUCCUGGGUGGUGUUGAAGUACAUGCUUUAAACGUCUCCGGUUUAGUGGUCAACACAGCUGGUGGUGUGUGGUACUCAUAUGCCAAGUACCGACAGAAAAAGGCUAAACCGGCUAAGCUAAUGUCUGAUUUGGAAGCUCACAAAAAAUGAGAAUCCGAUUUGGUUUACUCUCAUCAUGUAUCUCCUUGUCCAAAAAGUUAUAAUUUUUGAUACUUGUGGUGGGUUUGGUUUCUUUUUGGAAGGCAAAGUCGGGUUUAUAGACUUUUGCCACUCAAACAAAUGAUGAUUAGAAAGAAAAUAACCAAUGUAUUAGAUAGUUGAACCAGGAUAGUUGAA
This is a messenger RNA of Camelina sativa (false flax), 1443 nucleotides long. RefSeq names its product UDP-galactose/UDP-glucose transporter 7. NCBI's taxonomy places the organism in Eukaryota, Viridiplantae, Streptophyta, Magnoliopsida, Brassicales, Brassicaceae. The record is from RefSeq and is a predicted model, not a curated record.